Neomonachus schauinslandi (Hawaiian monk seal) is the source of this 327-nucleotide messenger RNA. RefSeq names its product transmembrane protein 233 (gene TMEM233). The coding region runs from base 1 to 327 and encodes 108 amino acids. Lineage: Eukaryota; Metazoa; Chordata; Mammalia; Carnivora; Phocidae. The record is from RefSeq and is a predicted model, not a curated record. Gene Ontology annotation, cellular component: membrane. The transcript has 2 exons.
AUGUCUCAGUGCGACCCCAGCUCGGACUUCAAGAGGGCUCUGGACAGCAGUCCGGAGGCCAACACCGAGGAUGACAAGACCGAGGAGGACGUGCCCAUGCCCAAGAACUACUUGUGGCUCGCCAUCGUCUCGUGUUUUUGCCCCGCGUACCCCAUCAACAUCGUGGCUUUCGUCUUCUCCAUCAUGUCUCUGAACAGCUACAACGAUGGAGACAUCGAAGGAUCCAAGCGGCUCGGGAGGAAUGCCAAGUGGGUGGCCAUCGCAUCCAUCAUUAUUGGCCUUCUCAUCAUCGGUAUUUCUUGUGCAGUUCACUUCACAAGGAAGUAA